AUGUCAACCCAAACGUUUUUGCUGGCAUCCUUCCUCCUUGCCUUCGUGCUUUUCGACGAUCUUCCAAUUACCCUUGCUCUCUCCUCAUCAUCAUUUCAAGCACAAACGAAAUACAAUGACGUCAGUCAGUUCAAAAAUAAGAUUAUUGCCUGUGCUUCCACAAAAGAGUUGACACUAGCUGUAGAAUUUUGUGUCAAGCCACAUUACAGGGUCGCAGAAUUAGGGUCUCAGCUUCGUGAAGUUUCUACACAAAUAUGUGAAAGUUGUGCCUCUGCUACGCUGGUGGAUGUUCAGCGCAAGUUUCCCAAGACACCUCCUGCAGUGUCAGACGACGGUGCUACUAUCAGUAAGCAAAAACAACGCACAGCUGCCAUGCGCUUGCAAAGUGGUAAAGAGGAUAUAUUUUUCCCUGAAAUUUCCACCUUUCGAGAAAUCAAGAAAUUACAAGAUUGGAGAGAGGCUUUCUUUCCUUCUCUGUCAGAGCCAUCGUCUUAUGAUGUUUUGGUCUUGGAUGUCAAUGCCAUUGUGGGGAACGAUCUCGAGUGGACAUCACUGAGUUUGAUCCAAGAGUUUCAAAAUCAACAAUCCAACAAAGACUUGAUCAUUUUGGUAAAGUCGUUGGGUCUAAGUCAAUUCGCAUCUCGCUUAGUUUAUGGAAAGCGAUACACCAAAGACUACAAUGCGAUCCCACCACCUCAUAUCCUGGCAACGGUUGGUGUGCAAGAGUACCGAGACACCAUUCCACAUGUCGUCAUCAAACCAGAUUCAGAUGCAAUUUUAGAAGUCGGGUGUCAUUUCGGAACCACCACAGCCCUGUUAGAACAAGCUGGAAAAUACUGUAUUGGUGUCGACGUUGGGUCCAAAAUUAUCAAGCAGGCCAAGAACAAGUAUCCAGACGUGUUUUUUGCCGUUGGGGAUGCCUGGAAGACUGCCUCCUUGCUUCGGAUCCAACAAGAGUAUUACAAACAAGAAAAACAAAGUCACAUCAAUUACAACAAUGAUGACGGUCCAGCAGCAGCAGCAGCAGCAGCAGCAGCAACGGAAAAUGGAACAAGGGUAGGUUUCGAUGUUGUCUUUGUCGAUGUCGGAGGCUUGUCUGGGAGCGAUGGAUUGCUGGAAGCCAUUCUACUGGUGACCUCUAUUCAAAAUGCACUGGAGCCCCGAUGCAUUGUGAUCAAGAGUCUUUGUAUGCAACGGCUGUCCACCACGUUGGUCUCAUUUUGGGAAUUGCGAAAGCGAAUGAAGCAGACAGCAGAGUAA
Molecule: messenger RNA, 1260 nt
Organism: Cylindrotheca closterium
Lineage: Eukaryota; Bacillariophyta; Bacillariophyceae; Bacillariales; Bacillariaceae
Source: the annotation of a GenBank genome assembly